AUGACCGCCACUAAAUUCCUUACAUACAUGGACCACUUUAUCAAGUUCACGAAACCCACUCACACAAAAGGACCAGAGUUACUAUUACUAGACAACCACUCGUCACAGAUAGACAUCAACAUAGUAGCAUUCCCACCUCACUGCACGAUAGGCUACAGCCACUGGAUCAUCAUGGGCAUCAAUGGGCCUUUUAAAUCGUAUUGUGAACGUAUUGACGCCUCUCCAUCAAUUCUAGCUGAUCGGAGAUCUGGAAGUAGUACUCCGGACUUACCAGGUGAUUACUAUCUAUCACCCAAUAACUCACCCUCUGGUCAAGGAGCCACUACCACCUCUAGCAGUGAUCCAAGCUCCAUGAAAAACAUAGAGUUUACUAAGGAACCGGAACUCUUAGUGCCACCUCCAACCGAUCCUUACGAAGCAUUCCGAUUAUUGAUUGAUGACGAGUUGUUGGAUCUUAUAGUUCUCGAGACCAACGCCAACGCAAUAAGAGUAGAAAGAUUUAACGAAGGAAGAACUGCUGACAUUUUUAGGAUUCCUUCUUCACACGGGAACAAUUCGAUUAAACCGUUUAAGCGAUUAUUGGAAACGACACUAUUUGUU
This is a messenger RNA of Iphiclides podalirius (scarce swallowtail), 600 nucleotides long. The record is from the annotation of a GenBank genome assembly. Lineage: Eukaryota; Metazoa; Arthropoda; Insecta; Lepidoptera; Papilionidae.